Molecule: messenger RNA, 1408 nt
Organism: Bactrocera oleae (olive fruit fly)
Lineage: Eukaryota; Metazoa; Arthropoda; Insecta; Diptera; Tephritidae
Product: lysosomal aspartic protease
Biological process (GO): proteolysis; cell death
Cellular component (GO): lysosome
Molecular function (GO): aspartic-type endopeptidase activity
Source: RefSeq, a predicted model, not a curated record
CGGAGUUUAUAUUCAUUUUUCGAGUUUUUCCUAUAGGGCAGCAGAAAUACUUUCAAUACUAAUCGGUAAUUACAACUUCAAUUACCGAUAAAGCUUCUCAUACGGAAGCAACGCUAACUUCAUAACGAAUAAAUACUUUAUGAUAGUAUAAAAUGCUGAUCAUAGUACGAUUAUCCAUUGUCGCGCUAAGUUUUACGCUUCAUCCAAAAUGUUGAAGUUUCUAGUUACGGUGACGUGUUUAGCGUUGGUCGCACAAGCGACUGUCGUGCAAAUUCCUUUGAAUAAACCUAAUCAAAAACGUUCCUUGAAGAAUGUCCGCGCACAAUUGGCGGUGUUACGCAGAAAGUACAAUUCCUUGCCACGCUAUACGGACGAGCAGUUGCACAAUUAUUUGGACGAUUCAUAUUAUGGGGCUAUCACCAUUGGUACACCAACGCAAAACUUUCAAGUACUCUUCGACACCGGUUCAUCGAAUUUGUGGGUGCCUAAAGGACCAUGCUCAGGCGAUCCGGCUUGCUAUAAUCAUAACUCAUACGAUGCAAGCAAAUCGAGUACAUAUAAGCCGAACGGCACAGAGUUUUCUAUCCAAUACGGUACCGGCAGUUUGUCCGGUUAUUUAGUUGAAGAUACCGUAUCCGUUGCUGGUUUACCUAUAAGCGGUCAAAUAUUUGCCGUAGCCACAACGGAACCUGGAACGACUUUCGUUGAUGCCGUAUUCGAUGGCAUACUCGGUUUGGGUUAUGUGGAGAUCUCGAAUGAUAAUGUGAUACCACCAUUCUAUAAUUUGUACAAGCAAGGUUUAGUUAAAAAACCCGUUUUCAGUUUUUAUUUAACACGUGAUGGCACUUCUAGUCAGGGUGGUGUCUUAACUUUAGGUGGCAUUGAUAGUAAUCAUUAUGAAGGUGAUAUAAUCUAUGUUCCUGUCGCUAGCAAAGGGUAUUGGCAAUUUAACGUUGGCACGGUAUAUGUUGGUGAUAGCGAGUUUUCUUUCGGUGAUCCAGGUAUUGCUGAUACCGGUACCAGCCUUGUGGCCGUUCCCUUUUAUUUAUAUGGAUAUCUACAGGAUCUCAUUGGUGCUGAACCUAACGACGAAGGAGAAUACUUUAUUGAUUGCGCUCAAGUAUCCAGUUUACCAAAGAUUUCGUUUACCAUUGCUGACACUAAUUUUACUUUAGAGGGUAGUGACUACGUCAUUGAGGUUGAGGCUGAGAGUGGUGAGCAAUUGUGUAUGUCUGCUUUUGAAGAUGCUGGCACACCUUUUUGGAUUUUGGGAGAUGUUUUUUUGGGAAAGUACUACACUGUUUUCGACUUGGGUAACAACCAAGUUGGUUUUGCUAAAGCUAAGUAAAAUAUCAAAUUUCAUAGAAUUUGCAAAUAAAGCGUUGUGUAUGAAUGUGUGUAAUGACUA